Microtus ochrogaster (prairie vole) is the source of this 1714-nucleotide messenger RNA. RefSeq names its product FUN14 domain containing 2 (gene Fundc2). The record is from RefSeq and is a predicted model, not a curated record. Lineage: Eukaryota; Metazoa; Chordata; Mammalia; Rodentia; Cricetidae. Gene Ontology annotation, cellular component: mitochondrial outer membrane. Gene Ontology annotation, biological process: autophagy of mitochondrion.
CUGCCAGGGGACUGGAAGUAUCUGCCCCACUUGCCGGAAGCCAGUUGCGGAUGACUAACGCCUGUCCUUGGUCCCGCGAUCUGCAACUGUGUCCUCGCGAUACUAGUUCCCCCGAAAUGGCCGCCAUGAGUCAAGGAAACUUUGAUGGAAAAUUUGAGGCCCUGGAUCUUGCAGAAUUUACUAAAAAACAACCAUGGUGGCGUAAGCUGUUUGGGCAGGAAUCUGGGCCAUCAGCUGAAAAGUAUAGUGUAGCAACCCAGCUGUUAAUUGGAGGUGUUACUGGAUGGUGCACUGGUUUCGUAUUCCAGAAAGUUGGAAAAUUGGCUGCAACAGCUGUAGGAGGUGGAUUCUUUCUACUUCAGCUGGCAAACCAUACUGGGUAUAUCAAAGUUGACUGGCAACGAGUAGAGAAAGACAUGAAAAAAGCCAAAGAGCAGUUGAAGAUUCGUAAGAAUAACCAAAUACCAACUGAGGUCAAGAGCAAAGCUGAGGAGGUUGUGUCAUUUGUAAAGAAGAAUGUUCUAGUAACUGGAGGAUUUUUUGGAGGCUUUUUGCUUGGCAUGGCAUCAUAAGAAAUACAACUUUACUCCAUUGUUUUUUAUUUCUUCUUUUUUCUUGCCAGCACCUUCUGCACUUAAACGUAGGACAAUCAGCACUCCUCUUGCUCCUCUUGUCCUGUACCUUUCUCCCUGUUGUGGCAAAUCUGAAUGGCUUCCAUAGGCUUCUCCUGGUACAAAGUUAAUACAGGCCUUCUUAUAAGUUUGACAUGUUGGAAAAGACAAUAGAUGUUGACUCUCCCCGUAUAUGCCUCAUGACUUGAUCAACGAGUAGCUUAGUAAAAAUGUUUCCUUUUGAGAAAAAGACAAGAUAUUCUGAGUAAAUUGGGAGCACUGGGGUCAUGGCAGAGGGUAAAAGGGAAAGAAGGGAGGUAUGGAGGAGGGUAGAGAAAAAUGUAUAAUGCAGUAAAAACAAUAAAAAAGUGAAAAAGAAAAGAAAAAUAUUCCCUUCUGCUAUGUAAGAUCCUUUUCCAAACUUGGUUUGGGAAAGCAGCAUAUACUUACCUUAGUAUAUACAUGGAAAGGAAUGAAUACAGUUGCCUUUAAGCAUGAAAGAUCUUGAUAUCUUGGUGUGUGUUUUCUUUUUUAGUUGACUUUAGAUUAUAGAAAGAGAGGUACUUAUACAUGCUAUAAUUAUCCUGCCAAUAUAAUAGUAUAAGUACUAUGACUAAAAAGAUUGACUAUGAAAUGAACUUCUGCUAAAGAUGUAUGAAGUGAUGUAGGUAUUGGACUUGGUAGGUGGAUCUUUAUGGAAACCAACUGCUAGAAAUUCAUUGUUGGAUAGUCAGAUGAGUCAUUUGUAGGUUUUAAAAUCCAGUCCAGAAAUGUUUUCCACCAUUACCACAUACUGCAUCUCAUGGCUGUUUUCAAGUAAUUUAUGUGGGAUAAAGAAGAAACUGUUAGAUGUGUAUUUCAUAGAAAAUUUUCUGUGGUUUGAAAUUUUGUCAAAGUAUUAGGGGUAGCAGUAUUCUUCUAUAGAAGUACUGUUUCUUUAUUCAGUUAGUAUGAAAUAUAACAUAUAAGCCAGAAUUUUAAAGAGAUGUUCCACACAUUCAGAAUUUAGAAAGACAAUGAUACCAUAUGUGAAAUAAAUUGUUUCCAUCAAAUGCAAUCUCUAUCAGAAUUAUUCUUUAAAAUAAAAGUCUGUGUGCACUUCA